Centropristis striata (black sea bass) is the source of this 2608-nucleotide messenger RNA. RefSeq names its product NUAK family SNF1-like kinase 1. The record is from RefSeq and is a predicted model, not a curated record. Gene Ontology annotation, cellular component: cytoplasm. The coding region runs from base 141 to 2180 and encodes 679 amino acids. Lineage: Eukaryota; Metazoa; Chordata; Actinopteri; Perciformes; Serranidae. The transcript is spliced from 7 exons. Gene Ontology annotation, molecular function: ATP binding; protein serine/threonine kinase activity; tau-protein kinase activity. Gene Ontology annotation, biological process: microtubule cytoskeleton organization; protein phosphorylation; intracellular signal transduction.
GACUAGUUUGUGACUUUGAUAGCGCUCUAUAUGGGCAACCGCUCGGUCACUGUCACGCGCCUUUUAGCUGCUUUUGUCCAGAGCUCAAAGUAAUUUUGGGGAUCCGGUCUCCUGACAGGUGCGCACGGUGCGCAGAGAGGAUGGGCAGACGUGAGGCGGACAGCAGAGGCGCAAUGAACACCAGCGACCGCUCCGAGCUCGGCUGUCUGCGGGACGAGGCAUCCAGCGGACACCGCGCCUGCAGAAACCCAGACAUGGAGGCGGUGGGCUCGGCAGCGGCUGCCACGGCACCGAUGGAGGUGAAGAAGCACCAGCACAAACACAACUUGAAACACCGCUACGAGGUGAUGGAGACUCUGGGAAAGGGCACGUACGGGAAAGUGAAGAAGGCGGUAGAGAGAGCGAGCCUGAAGACGGUUGCGAUCAAGUCGAUCCGCAAGGAGCGCAUCACCGAUGACCUGGACAGAAUUCACAUCCAGAGAGAGAUCGAGAUCACCGCCUCGCUCAGGCACUCCAACAUUAUUCGCUUCCAUGAGGUGUUUGAGAGCCGGGACAAGAUUGUGAUAGUGAUGGAGUACGCCAGCAGGGGAGAGCUGUACGAUUACAUCCAGGAGAGACGGAGACUACCUGAAACAGAAGCCAGAGACAUCUUCAGACAAAUCACAUCAGCUGUCCACUACUGCCACAAGAACGGUGUUGUGCAUCGAGACCUCAAGCUGGAGAACAUCCUUUUAGAUCAAGAUUUCAAAGUAAAGCUGGCUGACUUUGGCCUUUCCAAUAAUUUCCAGAGGGGCACUUUGCUGCAGACAUACUGUGGAAGUCCGCUUUAUGCUGCUCCAGAAAUAGUGAAGGGACUGCCCUACCAGGGGCCAGAGGUGGACUGCUGGGCACUGGGGGUCUUGCUGUACGCCCUGGUGUACAGCAGCAUGCCAUUCGAUGGGGCCAGUCACGCCACGCUCACAGAGCAGAUCAGCCAAGGUCGCUACCGCAGACCCAACCCCCCCUCAGACGCCUGCGCCCUUAUCGACUGGUUGUUGACAGUGCGUGUGGACGAGAGGGCUACGAUAGAGGACGUGGCCAACCACUGGUGGGUAAACUGGGGUUUUGAAGAGAGUGUGUGUGACUGCCCUUCAUCUCCACACCAAGAUUGCCCCUCCCCACUGCUGGCUCGGUACAUCGACUGGCAGAAUCGGGUCGCAGCUACCAGCAACAUGACUGUCGACCCAGGGUGCCUGUCCUCAGACUCCUCCUGUCCACCUCAGCCCUCUCCCCACCACUUUUAUUUCAGCUUACCUCUGAAGAGCGAUCGUGGAGGAGGAGGAAGGGUACGUGGAGGAAUGUCAAGCCUGAGGAAGUCACGCAAGGAGAACACAAUUCCCCAGACUGCACAUGGAGCUUGUGGUGAUGUUUGUGCAACAUCUGGCUCCUCGACUGUAAUAUCCUCUAUUUCCACCAUUGAAAGAAAGAAACCCAAAGGUAUUCUGAAACCCCAGAGGAGUUUUGACUCAGUCUUUCACAGCCCUCCUCAAGAAAACUCUCCCUCCCAACCGUGUAACGCUGCUUCUCAACCUUUUCGAACACAAACUCUUGCACAAACACAUGCAGAUGUCCUGUCCACAAGCCUGCCGCCUACUUCUACAUUCAGUCAACCCUCAUCCAAAAUGCCCAAGAAGGGGAUACUGAAGAACUUGUAUGGAGGGGAGUCGGGCUCACUGGACAGAAGGGUCUCAAGAGCAGAAGUUCAAGACGGGGCUGAUGCAGGUGAUCUGUGCUCCCACAAACAGCACACUCAUCGCCCUGCGGCAGAAGACAGCCCCACUAUGCGAACAGAGGCGGUAAGAAGAAGGAAAGGUAUUCUAAAACGUAACGGCAAGUUCUCUCGCAGCCUGGAUCUUCCUGAUGACCACCACCACCACUCAGCCCCCGCGAUGUUUCCAGAGGCUCUGCAGCAGCUUCUCCAGGCCACAGGGGGCGCCGAGGGUCGCCGCAGCAGACCCUCCAGUGUGGUGAGCGAGGACAGCCUCUUCUCCUCCGAUUCCUUUGACCUACUGGACCUCAGCGCCCAAUCCCGUCGCAGGUUUUUCUCCCGUGGGAUGCAGCACAGCGCCUGCAGUUCUGAGGAAGACUUGGAGGAGCUGAGAGCUGCAGAUGGCGAAGGACAGAAGGAAAUGCUAACAUAAGCUUAAAGAACAAUAGAGACCUGAGUUUGCUGAAAAACUGGGCUGAACACCAGUUCUUCAGUUCACUUUUCUGUGACAAUCAGUGCCUGGCAUCUUGAAAAGACUAAUGACCUGUGGAAAGGUUGCAUCUUGAGAACGAGGACCCAACUGUGCAUUGUACUGUCAAUGUAAAGCACCAUUUCUUGGCACAUUUGUCUGUACUGAAUGAUAAAUUAAACUGCAUUCAUUACCAUUUUAAUUGUAUUCUGAAUACAAGGUAAUGCAGAGACACCUGAUGGGAAUCCAGUGUCUGCCAAACUGCAGACGUGGGACUUAUGAAUGUGUCAGAAUGGACAGUCUGUUUAAUGAACUCACUAUGACCUCACCUACACCUGCUUUUCUGUUCAGAUGAGCUUUGAAAAUCUCACUUCACAUUUCUAUCAUUGUUU